This is a messenger RNA of Theobroma umbraticum, 4035 nucleotides long. RefSeq names its product Tetratricopeptide repeat (TPR)-like superfamily protein (gene MEF7). Gene Ontology annotation, biological process: RNA modification. NCBI's taxonomy places the organism in Eukaryota, Viridiplantae, Streptophyta, Magnoliopsida, Malvales, Malvaceae. Gene Ontology annotation, molecular function: zinc ion binding; RNA binding; protein binding. The record is from RefSeq and is a predicted model, not a curated record.
CUCGCCGUUCUCCGCCUACACUGUCCAGAUAUAUGUAUUGUUACAAAUAAUUAAAAACGCCGACAAUUUUGAAUGUUUACAAAGGCGCGCCAAAAAGCAUGAAGCAGAAGCAGAAAGGCCAACUGUCGACUUCGCCAUGCUCCGGUCUCUCUUGCCAUCCACUCACAGUUACAGGCGCAGGCCUGUUACCUGCAACUCAACCCUUGCUUUUACUUCACUUUUUACCCCAAAGCCCACCAACCAACUACUCGGCAAACCCCAAAACCUCAAUUCCCACGUCAACCCAUCUCUUCCUUCUCCAAUCCAAUUGGAACACUUGCUUAACCUCUACAAAUUAUCUCAAUCUCAGCCCUCCUCCCCGCCCUUUUCACCUUCAAAUUUCGAGCUAUACGAAUCUUUGGUUACCCGGUACCGCGAUUCUCUUAGCUUAACCGAUGCAAAAGAGUUUCAUUUGCAGGUUUUCAAGUAUGGGUUUGAUGGAGAUUUGUUUUUGUCCAACUCCCUCAUCAAUGCUUACGUAAGAGCUGGUGAUUUAACGUCUGCAGGAAAAUUGUUCGAUGAAAUGCCUGAGAGGAAUUCAGUUACGUGGGCCUGCUUGAUUUCAGGAUAUAACCAAAAUGGGAUGCCCAAUGAGGCCUGUGAGGCUUUUAAAGAGAUGCUUUGUACAAGUUUUUGCCCAACUCAUUAUGCCUUUGGUAGCGUUCUUCGAGCUUGUCAGGAGCUUGGGUCCUGCGGGCUUCAAUUUGGUUUGCAAAUUCACGGGUUGAUUGCAAAAUCUCGAUAUUCGUUUGAUGUUGUUGUGUGUAAUGUGCUUAUGUCAAUGUACGGGAGUUGUUUGGGGAGCAUUGCUGAUGCUCGUCGCAUUUUUGAUGAGUUACAGGUUAAAAACUCAAUAUCUUGGAACUCUAUUAUAUCAGUUUAUUCACAAAGUGGGGAAGCAGUGUCUGCCUUUCAGCUGUUCUCAAGGAUGCAACAAGAGGGUAUUCGGUUCAGUUUCAAGCCUAAUGAAUAUACAUUUGGGAGUUUGAUAACUGCUGCUUGUUCUUCCAUGGAUUUUGGUUUAAGUUUGCUCCAGCAAAUGCUUAGUAGGAUUACAAAAUCUGGGUUUGUUUCAGAUCUUUAUGUGGGUAGUGCUUUAGUAAGUGGGUUUGCAAGGUUAGGUUUAUCUAACUAUGCUAUGAAGAUUUUUGGGCAGAUGAGUCAGAGAAAUGCAGUCUCUAUGAACGGUUUGAUGGUUGGAUUGGUAAGGCAGAAAUUUGGUGAAGAAGCGGCUGAAGUUUUUAUGGAGAUGACAAACUUGGUUGAUAUAAAUUUUGAUUCUUACGUUAUUCUGUUAAGUUCUUUUGCUGAAUUUUCUGCAUUAGAGCAAGGGAGAAGAAAAGGUAGAGAGGUUCAUGGAUAUUUGAUUCGUAGGGGCUUAAAUGAUGCUGUGGUUGCAAUUGGAAAUGGGCUUAUUAACAUGUAUGCUAAAUGUGGUGAUAUUGUUGCUUCUACUUCUGUUUUUAGACUUAUGCUUAAUAAAGAUUUGGUCUCUUGGAAUACCAUGAUUUCUGGUCUUGACCAGAAUGAGUGUUUUGAAGAUGCUGUCACAAGCUUCUGUGCAAUGAGAAGAACUGGAUUAAUGCCUUCGAAUUACACUGUAAUAAGUGCUUUGAGUUCCUGUGCAAGCUUGGGCUGGAGCAUGCUUGGACAACAAAUACAUGGUGAAGGUAUGAAAUUGGGACUUGAUGUGGAUGUUUCAGUUUCAAAUGCUCUUCUAGCAUUAUAUGCCACUAUUGGAUGUCUUUCUGAAUGCAAGAACAUUUUCUCCUUGAUGCUGGACCAUGAUCAAGUUUCUUGGAAUUCUGUGAUUGGAGCAUUAGCUGAUUCAGAGUCUUCGGUUUUAGAAGCAGUUAAGUACUUUUUGGACAUGAUGCGUACUGGGUGGGAUCCUAACAGAAUAACCUUUAUUAACAUUCUUGCGACAGUAUCGUCUGUUUCACUCAGUGAAUUGAGCUGUCAAAUACAUGCUCUAAUAAUUAAAUACCAUCUUGCACAUGACAGUUCCAUUGAGAAUGCACUUUUGGCUUGUUAUGGAAAAUGUGGAGAGAUGGAUGAAUGUGAGAAGAUUUUUUCCAGGAUGUCUGAGAGAAGAGAUGAAGUUAGUUGGAAUUCCAUGAUUUCUGGUUAUAUACAUAAUGAGCUCUUGCACAAAGCUGUGAAUUUAGUCUGGUUUAUGAUGCAGAGGGGUCAGAAAUUGGAUGGUUUCACCUUUGCCACUGUUCUGAGUGCCUGUGCUUCAGUUGCAACAUUAGAGCGUGGCAUGGAAGUUCAUGCUUGUGCGGUAAGAGCUUGUUUAGACUCUGAUGUUGUAGUUGGAAGUGCAAUUGUUGAUAUGUACUCCAAAUGUGGAAGGAUAGAUUAUGCUUCAAGAUUUUUUAGUAUGAUGCCAAUAAGGAAUGUCUACUCUUGGAAUUCAAUGAUAUCAGGCUAUGCACGCCAUGGGCGUGGAGAAAAAGCUCUCAAGCUCUUUACACGUAUGAAGCUAGAUGGUCAAUUACCAGAUCAUGUAACCUUUGUUGGGGUCUUAUCAGCUUGUAGCCAUGGGGGAUUGGUUGAUGAAGGAUUUACCCAUUUUAACUCUAUGACAAAAAUGUAUAGGUUGGCUCCCAAGAUGGAGCACUUUUCAUGUAUGGUCGAUCUCCUUGGGCGGGCUGGUGAACUUGAUAAGAUAGAAGAUUUUAUCAAUACCAUGCCAAUGAAGCCUAAUGUUCUUAUUUGGAGGACAGUCUUAGGGGCAUGCUGCCGGACAAAUGGUGACAAGACAGAGUUGGGUAGGAAGGCUGCUGAGAUGCUCUUUGACUUGGAACCUCAAAAUGGUGUGAACUAUGUGCUUCUUGCUAACAUGUAUGCUUCUGGGGGAAAGUGGGAAGGUGUAGCAGAGGCUAGGGUGGCAAUGAGAAAGGCUGUAGCAAAGAAAGAAGCUGGUUGUAGUUGGGUUACAAUGAAAGAUGGUGUCCAUGUAUUUGUGGCAGGUGAUAAAUCACACCCUGAUAAUGAUAUGAUCUAUGCAAAACUCAAGGAACUUAACCGAAAGAUGAGGGAUGCUGGAUAUGUGCCACAGACAAGAUUUGCAUUGUAUGACUUGGAACCAGAGAGUAAAGAGGAACUCCUGAGCUACCAUAGUGAAAAACUUGCAGUCGCUUUUGUUCUCACACGCAAUUCUGCAUUACCUAUUAUGAUAAUGAAAAACGUUAGGGUUUGUGGUGACUGCCACAUUGCCUUCAAGUAUAUAUCAAAGAUUGUUGGUAGGCUAAUUGUACUACGGGAUUCGAAUAGAUUUCAUCAUUUUAAUGAUGGUAAGUGUUCAUGUGGAGAUUACUGGUGACAGACUGGUCAGGCUUGAUUUGUCCUUGGAGGAUUAUGGCAUUGCAUGCUGUGGCUCAACACUUCAGAGAGGAAUAUCAUAAAUUUGGUUUAAUUUGCCUAUGAAUAGUCCAUGCUAGAGUUUGAUAUGUGCUGAAUAUUUAACAGUUGGGAGAAAUAUGAAAUUAGUUAGUUGGUUCUAAAACUUCAAUGAAGCAAGAAUUUGAUAUGUCUGAUCUUGGGGAGAUGAAUUACUUUCAGGGAUUGGAAACUGGACAGCUUGAGUCUGGAGUUUAACAUGUGUUGGAAAUUCUUUCAAAAUGGUCCACUACAAACCAGAAGGAAUCUCAAAUGAAAAAUUUUCAGUGUAUGAUAAAGCAGACAUGGCAGAACCAGCAAUGUACAGAAGCUUAAUUGGAAGGUUAUUGUAUCUUUGUGCUUCCAGACCAACUAUCAUGUUCACUGUCAGAUGCUUUCUAUUUUUAUGCGGUGUCCUUCCUAACUUCAUUUCACAGCUGCAAAUACAGUGUUAAGAUACUUGAAGCGUACAAUGGAUUAUGGUCUAAUAUAUGAGCAUCAGAACACUAUCAAGCUUGUUAGUUACUUAGAUAAUGACUGGGCAGGAAGUAUUGAUAACUCUAACCAGGAAAUAAGAGGUAGUAGCUCAAUCAUCAGCUAAGGCAGCAUAUG